This is a messenger RNA of Nestor notabilis (Kea), 5985 nucleotides long. It is a transcript of the gene OBSL1, whose product is annotated as obscurin-like 1. Gene Ontology annotation, molecular function: protein binding. Lineage: Eukaryota; Metazoa; Chordata; Aves; Psittaciformes; Psittacidae. The record is from RefSeq and is a predicted model, not a curated record.
AUGGAGGGGUUCGAAGGAGCCCCCAGGUUCCUGGCCUACCCACGUGCCUUCAGGGUGCAAAGCGGCACUGAUGCAGUCCUGAGCUGCCAGAUCACGGGCGACCCCCGGCCAAGCAUCCUCUGGGAGAAGGACAAGAUCCCAAUUAAGCCCUCGGGCCGCUUCCAUGUGGAGGCCAAGGGGGACCUGUACAGUCUGUUGGUGUCCUGUGCCACCCCCCGGGACAGUGGGCUUUACGUCUGCAAGGCCAAGAACAGUCUUGGCGAGACCUAUGCUGCUGCCACACUCAGGGUGGAGGCGGGAGAGCCCCAAGACGAGGAGGGAUGCUUGGACAGUGAAGCACCUGCCUUCCUUGUUGCCCCAUCAUCCACACGUGUGUGCCGGGGGGAGGAUGUGAUGUUUACCUGCAGGGUGUCUGGGCAGCCAUGCCCAGUGGUGCAGUGGGAAAAGGAUGGUCACAAGCUAUCUGACCUCUUUGAGAGCAGCCACUUCACAGUGGGGCAGGAGCUGGAGGGCUGGCACUUCUUGAAGCUGUUUGGUGCACGGCCCCCAGACGAGGGGGUGUAUGUGUGCCGGGCACGCAGUGGCUCCCGGGAGGCCCUGGCUGCUGCUGUGCUCCUGGUGGAAGCCCAGGCACUGCCAGACAGGAUCCCCAGUGGCUCUCCUGCUGCUGGACCCAAGCCACUGUCAGAGCGGCGGAAGAUUGCAGGACAAUGCAUGAGACCAGAGACAUGGACGCCCAACGGCACGAUGCCGGCCAGGGUGCCAGGAGCUAAGGCAUUCACCGUGAGUGCCGGGAAGCACGCCAAGUUUCGCUGCUAUGUUACUGGCAAGCCCAAGCCGGAGAUCAUCUGGCAGAGGGAUGGUGAGCCCGUCACCCCUGGCCGCAGGCACCUCGUCUAUGAGGACCGAGAGGGCUACUUCAUCCUCAAGGUCCUGUACUGCAAACCCCAGGACCAGGGGCUGUAUGUCUGUACCGCAUCCAACACUGCUGGCCAGACCCUAAGCGCGGUGCAGCUCCAGGUGAAAGAGCACAGGCUGCGGUUCCAAGUACAGCUGGCGGAUGUGGAGGUGGCGGAGCGGGAGGACGCUGUGCUGGAGUGCCAGGUGCCACUGGAGACCACCCCCACUGCCUGGUACCUGGAGGACAGGGAGCUGCAGCCCAGCCACAAGUAUGUGAUGGAGGAGCGAGGCGUGGUGCGGCGCCUGACCAUCCGUGAUGCCUGCACUGAUGACGAUGGCAUCUACCUCUGCCAGAUGAAGGACAAGGGGCGCAGCAUUGCUGAGGUCUCUGUCCGAGGGGUGAUCCUGAAGAGGCUGCCACGGAAGUUGGACGUGAUGGAGGGGGAGAAUGCGGUUUUCUGUGUGGAGACACGGGAGGCGGUGGAGGGGACCUGCUGGAGCCAGGAUGGGCUGCAGCUACGGGAGUCCCCCCGCACCGUGCUGAAGAGCUUUGGCAGGACACACCUCCUGGUGCUGGUGCACGUCACCCGCCAGGAUGCGGGCAUCAUCUCCUUCACUGCCGGGGAGUCACAGCCGUCAUCUCAGCUGUGACUUUCAGGUGUGAAACGUGAGCCCCCGAGUGCGCCAGUGGCAGCUGAGAUGAGUGUGGUGGAGAGCAAUGUGGCCCUGCUGACCUGGUGCCCUGCGCCUGAUGCCCACCUCCGUGCCCCCAGCCGNNNCCUGCUGGAGCGUCGGGAGGCGUCAGGAAGCGAGUGGGUGCAGUGCCUCACCACCGACAUGCCCGGCUGCAUGCGGGUGCUGGGCAACAGUGUACCUCGUGAGGCUGACUACUGCUUCCGCAUCUGCGCUGCCAACGAGCACGGCAGGAGCAGCCCCGUGGAGUUCCCUGGCUCCGUGCAUCUAGCCCCAGCAGCUUGCCUGGAGAGAGGUCUGCAGGAUGUACAGGUGCGGGACGGUGAGGACGCGUGGUUCUCCCUGGAGCUGUCAGCUGCAGUCUAUGGCACCUGGUUCCUCAAUGGUGCCAGGCUGGGUGAGGAGGAGGAGGCAAACGGCCGGUACAGUGUGCGGUGCCGCGGGAUGGAGCACUCACUGCUGAUCCAGGGAGUACAGCUAGCUGACAGCGGGGCCCAGGUCACCUUUGUGUCUAGCAGUGUGCAGGACUCGGCCACAUUGCAUGUGCAAGCCCCACAGGUCUGCAUCGCCCCGGUGCCUGAGGCUGAGCGGCUCCGGGAGGUGCCUAUGGGGAUGCCGGUUCUGCUGGAGUGCCAGGUGUCCCCCUGUGAUGCUCCUGUCCACUGGCUGCAGGAUGGUGAGGCCAUGCUUUUUCAGGCAGAGGGCUGUGUGCGGAGGCUGCUGCUCCGCUCGGCGGGUCCCUCGGACACCGGCAUAUACACCUGUGAUGCUGGGGAUGAUGCUGUGAGCUUUGUGGUGACAGUGACCGAAGCACCAGUGAGGAUAGUCAGCUCCAAUGAGGAGGCCCCCCAUGCCUACAUGACCGGGCCGCGUGUGGAGCUCAUAGUAUUUAAGCAACAAGAGGAGGGGCGGCGGUGCCGGCUGGUGCUGCCGUGUGCCCGGCCACAGGACACGGGGGAGUUCGUCUGUGAUGCUGGUGGGGACUCUGUCUUCUACACCGUCACUGUGGCAGAAGCACCAGUGAAGAUUAUCAGCUCCAACAAGGAGGCCCCCCAUGCCUACAUGACUGGGCAGCGUGUGGAGCUGUGGUGCCAGCUGUCCCGCCCGGUGGCCCCAGUGCGCUGGUACAAGGGUGGGGAGGAGGUGGAGGCAGGCGCGAGCCAGGGGUUGGAGCAGGAGGGACUGCGGUGGCAGCUGGUGCUGCCCUGUGCCCGGCCACAGGACACAGGGGAGUUUGUCUGCGAUGCUGGGGAUGUGUCUGUCUCCUACCACGUCUCCGUGGCAGAGCCACCAGUGAGGAUCCUGCACCCUCUGCAGCGCUCGCUGGAGCUGCUGGUGCAGGCACUGGAGCGUGUGGAGCUGCGAUGUGAGCUCUCUGUGCCACAUGCUCCUGUGCGAUGGUUCAAGGAUGGGCUGGAGGUGGACGAGACUGAUAACCUGCUACUGGUGGUGGAGGGAGCCUGGCGCUGCCUCCUCAUCCCCAGGAGCAGUGUGGAGGACACGGGCGAGUACAUCUGUGAGAGCAAGGAUGAGGCCGUCUCCUUCGAUGUCAAAGUGUCAGAGCCACCAGUGAGGAUCCUGCAGCCCCACAGACCUGUCCCUGUCGUGAUGGUGUCCCAGGGAGAGACGGUGGCACUGCGCUGUGAGCUGUCCCGUGCGGAUGCACACGUGUACUGGGCCAAGGAGGGCAUCAGGCUGGAGGCUGGAGGCAGCCUGGUCCUGGAGGAGGACGGUGCUCGUCGCCGCCUGCUAAUUCCCAUGGCCCAGGCUGAGCACUCUGGAAAAUACAUCUGCAAUGCCACUGACGACACAGUGACCUUCACUGUCCAAGUGUUAGACCCACUAGUCAGAAUCCUGGAGAGGGAUGCCCUUCCAACGCAACGGCAUUGCCGAGCCAUGGAGGACCUGGUGCUGGAGGUGCACCUCUCACAUGCCCAUGGGGAGGUGAAAUGGUACAAGGAUGGGGAGAAGCUGCAGGACACAGGACGUGUGCGGUUGGAGGAGGAUGGGGCACGACGCUUUCUCAUUGUCCUGGGUACCACGGGCAGGGAUGCAGGGGAGUAUCUCUGCGACACCGGUGAUGACAGCAUCGUCUUCACUGUCAAUGUGGAAGGUGAUCAGGAGUGCGGGGUGGCCGGGUAGGACCUGGUGCUGGGUUGGGGGCUCUCCCAGCCUGACGCCCCUGUGUGCUGGCUCCGGGAUGGCCAGCAGGUGCAGCCAGGUGAGCGAGUGCAGAUCACUGCCCGUGGGGUGCUGCGGCAGCUCACCAUCUGUGGGGCACAGCCCAGUGACUCGGGGUGCUACGUCUGCGAUGCUGCCAGCGACCGUAUGGUGAUGAACGUGGAGGUGUCAGCCCGGCCCGUGCAUAUUGUCAACAAGGAGGAGGCACAGAGUCCACUGGAGGUGCUGGAGGUGGCCCGGCUGUCCCUGGAGACGGCAGCAGUACGGUGGCAGAAGGAUGGACAGACACUGGUCUCGGGCGGGCGGCUGCUGGUGUGUAGUGAGGGCCCUGCACGCAGCCUCACCAUCAAGCAAGCAGAGCUGGGUGAUGACGGCAUCUUCCUCUGCGAUGCUGGUGACGACGAAGUGCAUUUCAUGCUGCAUGUGAAAGAGGCACCCGUGCUGUUUGUGAACAAACGGGAGGAGCGGGAGAAGCUACUUGUGCUAGAGGGUGGCAGCGCCGUGCUCUCUGCUGUUACCUCCACGGAGCGAGCUGAUGUCACCUGGCUGGGCCCACAGCAGGCAGCAGGUGUCUACCCCUGCCUCUCCUCUCAUGACCAGAUGCAGUUUGAUGUGAGCGUCCGAGAGCUGCUGGUGAAGUUCCUGCGUGGGCUGUCAGACGUGUGGGUGCGGCAGGGUGAGCUCCCCAGGGUGGUGGAGAUAAUCACAGAGCUGCAGAGCCUGAUGGUGCUGGAAGGAGAGGACGCCACCUUCAAGUGCCUGGUGUCCCCCGAGGAUCUCACCCUCCGGCAGUGCCAGCUGGGUGACGCAGGCACCGUGACCGCCAACGCCGAGGGGCUGGUGAGCACGGCCCGGCUGAGCGUGCAAGAGGCGCAGGUGCUGUUCGUGCGGAAGCUGCAGGACGUGGUGGCAGAGGAGCAGGGGGGUGCGUGCCUGGAGGUGGAAGUGAGCCAUGAGGCUGCUGAAGUGCAGUGGCUGAAGCAUGGCGUCCUCCUCCAGCCGGGCAGCAAGUACCAGCUGCAGGAGUUGGGGUGCCAGCGCACCCUCACCAUCCGCUGUCUUGGCCCUGCCGACUGUGGCACCUACCGCUGCGAGACCCUGCAUGACCGCACGCAGGCCAAGGUCUGCGUGGAACCUCGGAAGGUGUUGAUCCAGAUGCCACUGGCAGAUGUGGAGACCUUCGAGAAGGAGACAGCCACCUUCCACCUGAAGCUGUCCCAUCCCAGUGUGCCCGGGGUCUGGACACGGGAUGGCAUCCGUGUGAAGCCCAGCAGCACAUGCCGGAUCAGCACCAGAGGCUGCAGGCACAGCUUGACACUGGAGAGGCUGUCGCUGGAGGACUCAGGCACCAUCACCUUCACCACUGAUACCCUGCGCUGCAGCGCCCGCCUGCUUGUGCGGGAGCCUCCAGUCACUAUGGUGAGGGUCCCGCGGGAUCUGGGAGUCCCAGAGACAGGGGUUGCCAGCUUUGAGUGUGAGCUGUCUCGCCCCAGCGCAGCAGUGAAGUGGUUCAAGGACGGACAGGAGCUGCGGCCGGGGCCCACCUGUCGUAUCUACUCUGCGGGUCGGCGCCGCAUCCUGCAGCUGAGCCACUGUGAGCUGUCCGACGCCGGCACUUACACCUGCGACGUGGGUGACUGCCGGGCUUCUGCCACACUGCACGUCCAGGAGCGCCAGAUCUGCAUUGUGCAGGACCUGCAGGACGUCCAGGCGCAGGAGGGUGACAACGCUGUCUUCAGCUGCGAGGCAUCGCACAGGGAUGUUAAGGGCGAGUGGUUCCGGGAUGGAGAGAAAAUCAAGGUCUCAAGCACGGUGAAGAUACGGCAAGAAGGGGCCCGUCAUUUCCUAUUGUUCUGCAGUGUACGCCCCGAGGACAAGGGACUCAUCCGCUUUGUGGCUGGGACAGCUGUCUCGGAGGCCAGCCUGCAGGUGCAAGCACUGCCCAUCCGGAUCGUGAAGCCACUGCGGGACAAGACAGUGCUGGCGCGGCACAAGGCAACACUGGAGUGCACCGUGUCCCACGCCCGAGGCCGCGUGCGCUGGCUCCGCGGGGAGACCGAGAUCUUUGCUGGUGACAAGUACGAGAUCUGCAAUCUGGACUGCUACCGCACACUCAUCAUCCACCACGUGGGCCCCGAGGAUGAGGACUCCUAUACCUGUGACGCGUUUGAUGACCGCUCCACCGCCUGGCUCCUCGUGGAGGGGAGCUAG